Molecule: messenger RNA, 1196 nt
Organism: Opisthocomus hoazin
Lineage: Eukaryota; Metazoa; Chordata; Aves; Opisthocomiformes; Opisthocomidae
Gene: PCGF3
Product: polycomb group ring finger 3
Source: RefSeq, a predicted model, not a curated record
AUGCUAACGAGAAAGAUUAAGCUUUGGGACAUUAAUGCCCAUAUAACCUGUCGUCUGUGCAAUGGAUACCUGAUUGAUGCUACUACUGUAACUGAAUGCUUACAUACUUUCUGUAGAAGCUGCCUAGUGAAAUACUUGGAGGAAAACAACACUUGUCCAACCUGUAGAAUUGUUAUACAUCAGAGCCACCCCUUACAAUAUAUUGGUCAUGACAGAACAAUGCAAGAUAUUGUUUACAAACUUGUGCCAGGCCUCCAAGAAGCGGAAAUGAAAAAGCAAAGGGAGUUUUAUCACAAACUGGGCAUGGAGGUUCCAGGGGACAUCAAAGGGGAGACAUGUUCUACAAAACAGCACCUAGAUUCUCAUCGAAAUGGUGAAACUAAAACAGAUGAUAACUCAAACAAAGAAACUUCUGAGGAAAAACAGGAAGAAGAUAAUGACUACCAUCGAAGUGACGAACAGGUAAGCAUCUGCUUGGAAUGCAAUAGCAGCAAAUUGCGUGGAUUGAAACGAAAAUGGAUUCGCUGCUCAGCACAAGCAACAGUCUUGCAUCUAAAGAAGUUCAUUGCCAAAAAACUUAACCUUUCUUCUUUUAAUGAGCUGGACAUAUUAUGCAAUGAAGAGAUUCUUGGCAAGGAUCACACGCUCAAGUUUGUAGUUGUUACUAGAUGGAGAUUUAAGAAAGCACCUCUACUGCUACAUUACAGACCCAAAAUGGACUUGCUGUAAGAGAACUUUAUUGUCCUUCUGGACAGAGUUUUUUGCCGAGACUAUCAUCUGGCGCCUUCUUAGUGCAUCACUAAUCCCAUGACACAAACCAGCCGAAUAAUUUUGGAAGACUGUAGUGCUUUCAUAGUGGACUGUCUUUCUGAAUAUUUCUUCUAGGCAUAUAUUACCUAGAUUUCUGGACAGAAAAUAUUUAUACUUUUUUUGUACGGAAGAAAGAAGUCACAACUCAACAAGACACUACCAGCACUAAGUUUACAGAUACUGAAAACACUUCACAGUUCCAUGUAGCUCAGCCUGCUUUAUCUCUUACAGUUACACAGAAAUAAGUUAGAAUGUUGUGGGGUGAUUUAAAAAUGUUGCUUUUGACACCAACUUGCAUUUAGUUACUUUUCACAUUCUGAAUCUUUAAAAAUUAUAUUUUUGCAAAGUGUUAUUGUCUUAUAUAGGAUGCCUGAUUGCAUUGGCUU